CCGAUACUGGGACAAGUGGCGCACUACACGCCACUACGUCAACGUAGCGGAUCUAAGACAAAAAGGAAAUCUGGGAUGUAGCGGGCUCCAACAUGCCCCAGUCCCUUAAGUUACCAUACAAUAUCAUACUUGGGAUGACAAGCUUUCCUACGGCCUCGGUAACCGCAAUUUACUAUUGAGGCCAGUCAACCGCAGCGUUGAGCAACGCAAUCACGCUCUUUAUUUAUUCAAGAGAAGAUGGCGGAGUUCUCGCCUGUGUUGUCUUUGCGGGAUGGAGGGGGACGAUUCGGGCAGCCUAUCUUUCCCAGAUCCAGGUCGGGUUCCGAGUCAGAUAGCGAACUGUCCCAGAGCCUGGCUCGAACAAAGAUCCGCUCGUACGGGAGCACGGCCAGCGUCGCAGCGUCUCUGGGAGAGAAAUUCAUAGAGCAUCGGGUUUCCGACAGUGAUACACUGCAAGGGAUUGCCCUCAAAUACGGAGUAACGACGGAGCAGAUCAAACGGGCCAACAAGCUGUUCGGCAACGACUGCAUCUUCCUGCGGGCCAGCCUCAGCAUCCCCGUCCUGUCGGAGAGGCGCUACCAGUUCAACGGCCUGUACCCGGAGUCCCCUGACGGCGAGCCCGGGUCGCUGCCCCGCGGCGGGGACGCGCCCCGCGGGACGGAGAGCGUGGGGGAGGGGGGCCCCUCGCCGGCCCCGUCGCCGCCGCCGUCGGCGGACCCCGGCCCCCCGCCCCGGCCCCAGCCUGAGGAGCUGUCGGCCAAAGACUUCUUACACAGACUGGACUUGCAGAUCAAACAGUCGAAGCAGGCGGCGCGCAGGCUGAAGGAGGAGGAGGACAGGGACAGCGAGGAGGACUUUACCGUCACCACGACGGCAUACCAGGAGAUCUAAAGGACACGGAAAUGUAGAGGGACACUCGUUUACCUGAAGCCUUGUUGUGGACAUAAGCUCGUACACUAUCUCUCUCUCUCUCUCUCGCUCCCUCUCUCCGCAAAAACUCAUACUGAGAGAUAGAGAACAUGUUUGCCUAUUGUUUCUUUCCCUGUUUUCUUUUACCAGAGCAGUUUGAACCCCUAUGUCAUCUCGCCUUUUUAUUUAUUGAUGUUGCGCUGAUAUAUAUUCCCUGAUAUUGUCAUUGUUGUUUUCUUUGCGUUGAGGUUGUUUUUAAGUCAUACAGAGAGGAGUUGUUACAAAAUCAUCAUCACAGUGCACCACAAACCCAUGCACGCGCACAAACGUGUGCACACACGCAGGCCCGGUUUUAAGUAAUGCCAGCAGGAUUAGUUUGAUAGGCAAACAGCUUCUUAACCUGUAAAUCCCCUCCUAGAAUAGAGUCCGUACCAAUGUAAACAUAAGAGCUAUAUUCUUGAAAUGGUUUUCUGUUUACUUUCUCUCUCUGAGUACCCAACAAAAGCUGAAGCCUUUUAAAUAUAUAUUUUUUCUCUUGUUUUGUCUGGUUUGCCUGAAAGUCUUAUCUAUGUGGAAACAGAAGGGACUAAACAACAAUGGGGCUCGUUUUUGAAGCGUGAAUGUAAUAUUUAAGUGAGUGGAAUACAUUUUCCGAAUCAAUGUUUUACUUUGUUGAAUUUGAGUGAAUAAAUAUUUACACCAAA
Messenger RNA from Gadus macrocephalus (Pacific cod), 1613 nucleotides. It is a transcript of the gene lysmd2, whose product is annotated as LysM, putative peptidoglycan-binding, domain containing 2. NCBI's taxonomy places the organism in Eukaryota, Metazoa, Chordata, Actinopteri, Gadiformes, Gadidae. The record is from RefSeq and is a predicted model, not a curated record. Bases 238 to 891 code for a protein of 217 amino acids. The transcript has 3 exons.